This is a messenger RNA of Parus major (Great Tit), 1119 nucleotides long. RefSeq names its product telomere repeat binding bouquet formation protein 2 (gene TERB2). The record is from RefSeq and is a predicted model, not a curated record. The transcript is spliced from 7 exons. Gene Ontology annotation, cellular component: nuclear inner membrane. The coding region runs from base 251 to 937 and encodes 228 amino acids. Lineage: Eukaryota; Metazoa; Chordata; Aves; Passeriformes; Paridae. Gene Ontology annotation, biological process: homologous chromosome pairing at meiosis; meiotic attachment of telomere to nuclear envelope.
GGCAGGCUGUCAUGGGGAGCUGUUCCAGUGCCCGGUCACACUGUGGGGGAAGAACCUUUCCCUAAUAUCCAGCUUAAAGCUCCCCGACCCAGCUCCCGCCGUUCUCCCUCUCGCCAGGUUUUCCCACCACCGCUUCCCCUCAGGGCAGGUAUCGCCUUCCCUCGAGCCCCUCAGGGCCGCUUCCCGCCAUCGUCUCCCCUCAGGGCCGCUCCCGCCGCCAUCGUCUCCCCUCAGGGCCGCUCCCGUCGCGAUGUUCCGCGGACACCGGGCUUGGUUCUCGCAGAGCGUCAGCCCGGGCCCGCGGGGGCUCUGGGCAGACGGUGGUGGGACGAUCGCUCACUGGCUGGAUGCCGACUACCUCUUCAGCAGCGAUGCCACCCACCCUGACACCCGCAGCAUACACGAGAGCCUCAGUUACUUGGAAGGCAGAGCCACAGUCUUUCACUCCUGUUACCUCUCAGUGUGUGCAGGCACAUGCAGCGGAGAGAAGCCCUCGGUGGUUCUGGGCCAUUUCAUCCUGCCCCCUGCCUGCCUGCAAGAAGUUUUGUUGUUCCUGGCAGAAAUCAGAAGCAAAAUUGGACGGUUUAUUUGGGAGAAGGCAGAUGCCCUUGAAGAACAGCCCAACAAAAACUUGCCAGAGGAACCAGAAGCAGCAAGAAAUGGCUGUGAGGAAGAACCAGAGGAGGAGGCACUCGACCUGGCUGAGAGUGAAGAAACAGACUCUGAAGCACUUGCCCAGGGAGAAUUUCCAUACCGUGCCCUCCAAGAAUACCCGAUAAACAACAUGGUGACAGGCUAUGCCUCUGCACGGGACAUGAAGAAAUAUGAGGGGGAACUCCAUGACUUUACCCCCGGCACCUCAGGCUAUGCAGCGUACUGGGUUCAAAGCAAAUUCAGCAUUUACUGUGAGAAGACCGAAAUGAAGAGGAAAUUGUAAGGAACAGGUAGCUGGAGCAGCAAAAUCUUCAAUGCAAGAGCUGCCAGCUCAUUUAUAAAUUACCUGACUACAGCUCAGUCUUCCAUGUGUUAUCUAAGUAUUGGCUACAGUUAUUGCAGUAUUUGCUUCUCUGAGUAACUACUUAAACUGAAUUUCACAACAAACAUAAAUACAGAUAUUUC